Microstroma glucosiphilum is the source of this 1646-nucleotide messenger RNA. RefSeq lists its product as hypothetical. Bases 138 to 1334 code for a protein of 398 amino acids. Lineage: Eukaryota; Fungi; Basidiomycota; Exobasidiomycetes; Microstromatales; Microstromataceae. The record is from RefSeq and is a predicted model, not a curated record. The transcript has a single exon.
AGGCCAAUCAGAGAGAUCAAGACUGGCGGCGGGGACCCACUGGGCCUAAUGGAUCAUCAGAAGACGUUUAUUCCCCUCAACAGCAACACCAAGAUCGCUCUCCUCCUCCUCUUGCCCACCUUCCGCCCCAUGAACGGAUGAUGGGAGGUGUCCCGCCCACUCCCGGCCAGGGACAUCUUCCGUAUCACCAGCAAGCCACACCUGGAGGACCAGGACCCUACAGCAUGUACAACCGUCCGCCGAGUCUGGUCCCCAUGAGGCGAACCCCGAGUAUAGCUGCUCCCAUGUCCCUACGAGGAAGCGUGGGCCCCAUGUCCAUGCGAGGCUCAAUGACGCCCGGCCCGGGUGCAGGAGCAGGUGCAACUGUAGCCAGCCUGAAACAAAAGGCAAUCAUGAUCGAGAUGGGCGAUCGAAUCAAGUCUUUGGAGGGCGGAAUUGGGAGCAUGGAUGAGAGAGUGCGCAACAUGCUGGAUGAAAGGAUGGGACCUGUGGAGGGUCUGCUGAGGGAGAUCAUCAGAGGACAGGCAAAUCUUGCUGGUGGAGUAGGGAGUGGGAGUGGGAGCGGUAGCGGCAGUGGUAGUGGUAGCAGCGCAGAGAGGACAGAGGAUCGGAGACAGCCACCAUUGGCUUCGACUACAACGACGACCCCACAGCGUCCACCCCCUUCAGGCCUCAAUGGCUCCGCUAGCGAAGGAACAAGCGCAAACCGAUCCAGCGCCGUCACUCCCACGGCGAGCAACGGCGGCAUGCCCCCGCCCUCGUCUGUACCCCGCAGUGCCGGCAGCUCGAAUCGGAUACCCAAAUCGAUGCUUUCGAGUCUGAGUGGGACGCCUUUGCGCAAGAGGAUUGUAGAUCAGCGAAAGGCGGCGGGUCAAUCUCCGGGAAGCGUCGCGACGGAGAGGAUACAGUCUGCUCAGGCUCAGACCCAGGUCCAGGCAAAUGCAGCUUUCAAGUCUCCAGCGGCGGUGGCCUCCCCACGAUCAAAUACGCAGCUACAGCCAACAGCGCUGGCUGGUUCUCCUCAAAAGUCUGCCCUAGCUACUUCUGGCGCAGUCCUCCACCACAGAGCAGGCUCACCCUCUCUGGCUGCUCUAGGCCCAAUCCCUGGGCAAGGUCAAGAAGCGGGCAACGUCGCGCCUCCUACGGCUCAGUACGAGCACGACGAGCUGGACGGACUGGACAACAGCUUUGAUGGUCUGGAUGGAGAUUUACAGGAAGCUGACGCUGCAGGAGCGACAGUGGAGGGCGGGUUGAACGAAGGGGAGAGGAAUGGUGCGUUACAUCGGGCUGGAGGGACUGGUGCUGCAAGAGGGAGGAAGAGGAAGGCGGUGUGAUGCGUGCGCAAAUGGCGGACCGUGCCGUCUGAAGACAGCCGUAUGGUGGAUCUUGGCAUUCGGCAAUCGUUACACUAUUUACCCUACUGUACAGGUCGGCGAUACUCGGGUAACAGCGUGUGGCAGGUGUGUACGUGCCGGGCAGAUCUACCCGAAGCAAUGAUUCCGCCCAGGUCCGUGUCCGUUCGCUCUUGAUGGCCGAGCCCAAUUGGACCCUCACGUUCCUUUCACUCUCCCCUUUGCACAAGUCGUCAUAGUAGCUAUCUCUGCUUCCACAGAAACAGAAAGACAACAAGGCGGACAGGAACGAAC